AUGUCGGCCGCAGCAGCAACCAAGCCACCAGGCACGCCCCGUCGCGAAGCCAAUACUAGAACCACCUCGUCGUCCCCUGCAGCUGCGAACCGCACGCCAGCCCGCUCCUCGACGCCCACUACAAACGGCACCAGUGGGGUUUCAAGGACACGAUCUGUCCGUGGCGGCGCCAAUGGCACUCCCGUUUCAGCGCGCGCGGCCGUCAAGAAGCCCGCCGCGUCUUCAAAUCUGAGCAACGCCUCGCAGCCCGACGCUGCUGACGACGACGCCAGGGAGGAGCAAGCCGCACUGCUACAGGAGCUCAAGGACCGCCUACAGAAGGCAGAGAACGAGGCGGCAGAGCGACAGAAGCAGGUCGAGAUCCUCAAUUCUCGCCUUGACGAUGCCCUUGCCGAGCAGGCCAAGCUCGAGGAACGUGCGCACGAAGAAGAGGAGAAGGUUGAGUCGCUGGAGAAUGUGAAGCGGGAGCUUACGCGCCAACACCGCGAGCUCGAAGGCAUCUAUGAGGCCGAGAGGGCACAGGUGAUGAAGGAGAAGGAGGAGACGCAGUCGAGAGAGGAAGAAAUGCAGAGCACCAUCCAGCGCCUCAAGGAGACUAUGGCCACAAAGAACAUGCCCACUGGAGAGUUGGAAGAGGAACAGCAUUUGUCACGGGCCUCAAGCUUCCGCAACAACCCAUCCCGCUCCAAUUCCUCGCAGAACCUCGAGAACGUCGCAUCCUUUGCACCGCCCAACUCAGUUCAACGCAGCAACUCGCGAAACAACUCGAAGCUCAUCCACCAGAAGGACAAGAUCAUUGAAGACCUGCGCCUCGAGCUCGCCGAAUAUCAGGUCAAGGUGCUGGAAGUUGAGAACGCUGGAGGCGGACGUAUGCGUGAACUAGAGAAGCAACUGCUUGAGACACGCAUGACCAAUGCUAGGCUUAUGGAAGACAACGAGAGCUUCCAGCUUCUACUGGGAGAGAAGACGCUCAACGGAGACUUGAGCCGCGGCGACUUCCUUCGCGAGACGUCCAACGCCGACGACCGCGUACCGAGCAGGAGCGGUCCUUCAACCAGCUUAGCUGAUGAGCUGCAGUCGGCCGAGGAAGGCGAUGCCGAAGUCGUUCGCAAGCUCGAGGCUGAAGUCAACAGCAUGAAGGCGCAGAACCAAGCCCUUACCCUCUACAUCAACAAGAUCAUCGGUCGCUUGCUCACACAUCAGGGCUUUGAGUCAGUCCUGGGUAACGAUGGUGAGAACGAUCGCGGCUCUGGUCCAGACAAGAACAAAGAUCUGCCACCGCCUCCUCCCCAGGAGAGCGACCAGCCACAAGGAUUCCUCCAGCGCGCUAAAUCUGUCGCCAUGGGCGGAAACAAAAAGCCCAGACCUCUAAGUGUCAUGGGCCCCCCUCCGGUCACCAACCAGCAGAGCGCGCACGAGGACCCCAAUACGGCUCCACGUAUCCCCCUCACGCGCUCUACAUCUGGUCGUCACCCCAGCGGUUCUCACCACCACCGCCGUUCCACUUCCGACGUACCGGGAGCCGCAGGCGUGGUCAAUAACAUGUACCGCCCUUCACCCGCAUCGCCUGGGAUGGUAUCGCCUCGCAACAGUUUCUUCGGUCUUCCUGUCAGCACUGGUCCGGGAUCUAGCAAUCCGGUUUCAAGGGUGCCUUCCGGCCAAGGCCCCACCAUACCUGAAGACAAGGAAGUCGACGCUAGGACAGAGUCAUCUUCCGCGAGCCACGUUGAUACACCCAGCCCACCUCGCCAGUUGACACGCAGUGACACUAGCACUGGUGUUAUGACUGGCAAAGGUAUGAGGCCACUACGCUUGGUCCAGAACGAAGAAGAAGCCAGCAAGGCGCGCAAGGCAGCCAACCGUGCAAGUUGGUUUGGUGGUCUAUUCGGUCAAAACCCACCGCAGAACCAGGAAAACACGCAGUAG
This is a messenger RNA of Alternaria burnsii, 1926 nucleotides long. RefSeq lists its product as uncharacterized. Lineage: Eukaryota; Fungi; Ascomycota; Dothideomycetes; Pleosporales; Pleosporaceae. The transcript is spliced from 2 exons. The record is from RefSeq and is a predicted model, not a curated record. Bases 1 to 1926 code for a protein of 641 amino acids.